Astrephomene gubernaculifera is the source of this 1749-nucleotide messenger RNA. Lineage: Eukaryota; Viridiplantae; Chlorophyta; Chlorophyceae; Chlamydomonadales; Astrephomenaceae. The record is from the annotation of a GenBank genome assembly.
UGUCUGUCUUCUCUCAACAUUUUCACAUGUGUUGCCUUGUCGUUGCAGCUACUAUACUUGCCGAGCAGUGACUUAGCUCAAAACUACGAUUUUUGGUGCCCUCUGUAUCAAGGUUCGCCGCAAAAAUGGUGUCAAUGACUCUUAACGACACGCUGAACCAAGUGGAGCACACCCCGCCAAUCCACAAGCGUAUCCUAGACAUCUUGCCGGGCGUCUCUGGAGGCGUUGCGCGCGUUAUGAUUGGUCAACCAUUCGACACCAUCAAGGUCCGGCUCCAAGUGCUCGGCAAGGGUACGGCAAUGGCGGCCAAGCUACCCCCGUCGGAGGUGUACAACAGUUCCAUGGACUGCGUGCGUAAGAUGAUCCGCAACGAGGGCCCUCUGUCUUUCUACAAGGGCACCGUUGCACCGCUAGUGGGCAAUAUGGUGCUGCUGGGCAUCCACUUCCCGACCUUCUCAGCUGUGCGCAAGAAGCUUGAGGGCGAUGACCACUACUCCAACUUCUCCUACACCAAUACGCUGCUCUCGGGUGCUGCUGCUGGCGCCGCCGGCUCGCUGGUGUCAACCCCGGUAGAGCUCGUGCGCACCAAAAUGCAGAUGCAGCGUCGUGCUGCCCUGGCCGGCAGCAUUGGGGCUUCGUCCACUGCUGCCGCCGCGUCCUCGGCUGAGGAGUUCUACAAGGGCUCCGUGGACUGCUUCAAGCAAGUACUCUCCAAGCACGGCGUCAGGGGGCUGUACCGCGGCUUCACCUCCACCAUCCUGAGGGACAUGCAGGGCUACGCGUGGUUCUUCCUGGGCUAUGAGGCAACCGUCAACCACUUCCUGCAGAACGCGGGUCCAGGGGUGCACAGCAAGGCCGACCUGAACUAUCUGCAGGUCAUGGCGGCGGGCGUGAUUGCCGGGUUCGGGCUGUGGGGCUCCAUGUUCCCAAUCGACACCAUCAAGUCCAAGAUGCAGGCCGACUCCCUGGCCAAGCCGCAGUAUACCACCACGCUCGACUGCCUGCGCAAGGUGCUGGCGGGCGAGGGGCAGGCGGGGCUGUGGCGCGGCUUCUCGGCCGCCAUGUACCGCGCCAUCCCCGUCAACGCGGGCAUCUUCCUGGCGGUGGAGGCCAGCCGGCAGGGCAUCAAGCUGUACGAGGAGCAGGUGGAGCACGUGUACGGAGGAGUGGUGGGACCUGCCACUCCCACAGCUACCAGCUAAGCAGCUAGCAGCUUAGCAUCAGGUUGCAGGCCUUUUGCUUGGCUAGCUAGCAAAGGUGCCCAGCGUUGACCGGGCUUAUAUAUAUUCGCGAGCAGUUGAGGGUUGGAUUCGAUGAGUACAGGACAUGCUAUGUGUUGAGUGUCUCCACGCACGUGUCGUUGCAUGCACGAAGCUCAGACUCUUGAGGAUGCUGUCAUGGCGGUUGACCGUUACUUGAAAACGAUCAUAACUUGUGCGGCGAGGGACAGCAGGGAAAGGCGAGACCCGUCGUGCAUGGAGCGGUUUUCCGUGCUGACUUUUCAGUGUGAAAAUUGCAAUGCCCUGGAGGCAAUGUCAUACGCUUUGAGGCGUCAGAAGGAAGGAGCGUAACAAACGUGCACGGAUGUAGUGGUCAAGAGUGUAGGAGAUGUGUGUGGGCAGGGUAAAGGGUGUGGAAGGACAGGCACGAUGACGUGUUGCAUAUACGGCGUAACGAACCUGAGAUGGUUGCAACUUGCAAGCCUACCUAUGAACAUACGACUGGCAUGGUUGAAGCGUGGAACCGAGC